Messenger RNA from Oryza brachyantha (malo sina), 1397 nucleotides. RefSeq names its product MYG1 protein C694.04c. The record is from RefSeq and is a predicted model, not a curated record. Gene Ontology annotation, cellular component: cytoplasm; nucleus. The transcript has 7 exons. Bases 18 to 1172 code for a protein of 384 amino acids. Lineage: Eukaryota; Viridiplantae; Streptophyta; Magnoliopsida; Poales; Poaceae.
CACGCGACGCGACUAGUAUGCUUGCCGCCUGGAGGCUGUCGCAGCGAGCCGUCAACUUCGUUCCCCCCCGCGUGCGAUCCCAAACCCUAAACCCUCUCCCCAUGGCCGCCGCCGCCGCCGCCGCGUCGCCCAAGCGCUUGAGGGUCUACUCGUCCGUCGCCGGCGAUGGUGUCGACUCCGCCAACGGCGCGGGGAGCGGCAGGCGCGUGGGGACGCACAACGGCAGCUUCCACUGCGACGAGGCGCUCGGCUGCUACCUCAUCCGCCUCACCUCUCAGUUCGCCGGCGCCGACGUCGUCCGCACCCGCGACCCUCAGAUCCUUGAUACUCUGGAUGCUGUGCUUGAUGUUGGUGGUGUCUAUGAUCCCAGCCGACAUCACUAUGAUCAUCACCAAAAGGGCUUUAAUGAGGUCUUUGGUCAUGGCUUUAACACAAAACUUAGCAGUGCUGGGCUUGUUUACAAGCACUUUGGAAAAGAGAUAAUUGCAAAGGAGCUUGAAGUUAGUGAAGACCAUGAAGAUGUUCACCGGCUGUAUCUUGCAAUAUAUAAAAGCUUCGUUGAGGCACUUGAUGCAAUCGACAAUGGAAUCAAUCAAUAUGACACAGACCAACCCCCAAAGUAUGUGAACAAUACACACUUGUCCUCACGUGUUGGGCGUCUUAAUCCAGAUUGGACCGAUCCAGACCAGUCACCUGAGAAGGAGAAUGCAGCGUUUCAACAGGCAAUGAUGCUUGCUGGAAGUGAAUUUAUGGAGAGUGUUCGCUUUCAUGUUAAGUCAUGGUUACCUGCAAGAUCUAUUGUCUUGGAGUGUUUGUUGUCAAGAGGAAAGGUUGAUCCAAGUGAAGAAAUCAUGGUUUUGGAUAGAUUCUGCCCUUGGAAACUCCAUCUGUUUGAGCUUGAAGAGGAGAUGAAGAUUGAUCCCCUCACGAAGUAUGUACUGUAUCAGGAUGAGAGGAGCAAAGGUUGGAGAGUACAAGCUGUUUCCGUUGCUCCGGAUAGAUUCGAGAGCCGAAAGCCUCUGCCAGAAAAAUGGAGGGGCUUGAGAGAUGAUGAGCUGUCGAACGAUAUUGGCAUUCCUGGAUGUGUUUUUGUUCAUAUGAGCGGCUUCAUUGGUGGCAACAAGACGUAUGAGGGAGCGUUGGAAAUGGCAAGAGCUGCUCUCAAAUGUUGACUCGGCGCUCGGCGGAGGCUUCAAGCAGCAACACACUGUCACCCAAUUUAUCAUUGAGUUGUAGUAACACAGUUAACCAGCUGAAUUUCAUGUUACCGGCUCGUAAUUGGCAUUUGAGUACGCAUGCUCCUUGCGUAAAACAUCCUUAGCUGACACGAGAGAGGUCUGUUACCAUUUAUUUAAUAUUUAUUUAAUCUCGAAUGACGAGUUUAUGAUUGCAUUUAC